AGAUCAAAUUAUUGAACGCAUAAGCUGCUCGAUUGAUGAGCUUGCCUGGAAAACGCAGUUUUUUUUGCGAUCCAACUACCCAGUAAUUUUCUGACUAAACGCCUCUCAGAAACAUUUGAGGAGUGAAUCUGGUUCGAAAUGGGUCGUGCGUUUCUGACACACAUUGGCACUGGUACCAGGUGCUUCAACUGCAAGGAAUGUGGUACCAAUUUGACCAGCAGAGACGAACUCAUAUCCACUAGAUUCACAGGAGCCACUGGUCGAGCGUUUCUCUUCAGCAGAGCAGUAAAUCUAUUCUACAGCGAAAUACAAGAGCGCCAAAUGCUCACGGGUCGUCACAUGGUUAGAGACGUGUGGUGUCGCAACUGCAGUUCGAAACUGGGCUGGAUCUACGAGUUCGCAACUGAUGACUCGCAGAGGUACAAAGAGGGACGAGUGAUUUUGGAAAGGGCGCUGAUUAAUGAAGUGGAGACGUUUAAAGACGCAAUAAACAGUCAGCUACAUUCCGAUUCUCCUUGAUUGCCUUCUUCAAAAAUAUUAAAUAGAUUAAGUUGUAUUAUAGUUAGUGUAUCACAGUUUAGCUCAUCAGUUAUAUAGAAAUUAAACUCAAGAAAGUAGUGCAAUGAAAUUUAAAAUUAAAUCAU
This is a messenger RNA of Symsagittifera roscoffensis, 644 nucleotides long. RefSeq names its product protein yippee-like 5. The record is from RefSeq and is a predicted model, not a curated record. Lineage: Eukaryota; Metazoa; Xenacoelomorpha; Acoela; Convolutidae. The coding region runs from base 139 to 519 and encodes 126 amino acids. Gene Ontology annotation, cellular component: ubiquitin ligase complex. The transcript is spliced from 2 exons.